AUGAUUUGCGCAAAAGUGAAUGGUACUGAAGUUUGUUUACCAAAGGGUUCGACAGUUAUGGAUGCUGCAGAAUCACUUGGCAUUUAUAUUCCAAAACUUUGCGCACAUCCAGAUAUCCCACCACAAGGAAAAUGUAGACUCUGCGUUGUAAAAACAGCAGGGAAUAACUACACACUAGCAUGUUCAACGAAAUUAGUAAAUAACAUGGAAAUUACGACGAAUACACCAGAUGUCAAGAAAAAAGCGUUAGAUGCUCUUUCACAAUUCAAUGAUAUGUCUUUGAUGCCAUUAACACCCGAAAUAGAAGAAAUAUACAAAUACUUAACUAAUAAGAAGCCAACCAGAGGUCGCAAAGCCGAAAAAACUCAUGCACUCUCUUUUGAUCCUUCUCUUUGCGUUAAUUGUGGUCGAUGCGUUAGAGCAUGCAGUGAUAUUCAAUGCAUAGGUGCUCUUGAUGAAGAAUCUCACUCAUUAAACGAUAAUGAUUGUAUACAGUGCGGAAUGUGCACUACAGUCUGCCCAACAGACGCCCUGAUUCAUAACUCAUCGGUACCUCAAUUGAUCAAGGCUAUAUCGUCCGGAAAAACGAUGAUUUUACAAAUUUCUCCUUUUGUUAAAAUUAAUUCUGACACACACUCCAAAUACUUGACGAACCAAGUAUCAGUCGAAAAAAUCAUCGGAGCAGCAAGAAUUAUGGGAUUUAGAUACGUUUUCGACCAAAAAUUCGGAACAGACGUUUCUAUCAUCGAAGACGCCACAGAAUUAAUGCAAAGACUUGAAAAGAGAGAGAAACUACCAAUGAUUACGAGCUCCUGCCCUUCGUGGGUCAACUUUAUCGAGAAAAUUUUCCCGGAUCUUACAGAAAAUUUAUCGACAACGAUGAGCCCUCAUAUCAUUACAGGCAGCCUUAUCAAGAACUGCUUCUCAAACCUCAAGAAUAUCGAUCCUAUGAAGGUUUUUGUCGUUUCAUUAUUACCAUGUACCGCUGCAAAGGACGAAAUCAAGAGAGAGUCACUUAAUGGUAUGGUAGAUGCUGUAAUAACAGCAAACGAGUUCUUGGAAUUGAUGAAUACCUUCGAUAUAAAGUUUGAUGACGUAAUGGAUUCAAAAUUCGACAAUAUACUCGCCGAUAACUCAGCAACGCCUCUAGAUAGCAAGAUCUGCCAAAAUAUUACAGAACCAACGCUCUGCUACCUUCACCAGAAAUAUAAUAACGAAGAAUUAAAUAAUUUCAACUUUGAACACUUACACGACUUCAAGAUGAUCAGAACAUCAUCAGUAACUAUCGGAAAUCGUACUGUUAGAGCUGCCGUCUGCAAUUCUAUCGCUGAUGCAAGAGAUUUCAUCGAAUCAGGAAAAUUCCACGAAUACGAUUACAUUGAAGUACUUGCCUGCCCAGGCGGAUGCUUCUACGGUGGUGGCCAGCCAAAAAUGUCCCGAAAAACCGCCGAAAUUCAGGAAACAAACGCAUUAAUCGAGAAAGAGCUUCCUUAUCAGUUCCCACAGAAGCACAUGGAUGAUAUCAAGCUCAUUUACAACAAAUUAUUCAGUGCUUCUGUCGGAGAUUCCAAUAAUAAUUUACUUCAUACAACAUUUUCAAAGAAAGACACUCCAUUCCUCGAAAUGAAGCGCAACAUUACAUCUCUACCUAUUGUAGCGUUCGGAUCUUCAUCAGGAACAGCUUCUCGCCUUGCAAGAAUCUUUGCUUCUUAUUUCAACACAUUACCAGUACAAUUGAACAUGGUUACGAUGCAGACAUUACAGAAGUCAUCACAAAUCAUCAUUUUCUGUUCCACUUUUGGAGAUGGCGAAUUUCCAAACAACGCACAGAAGUUUGUAGAGAUGCUGAGUGACUCAAAUGAAGAUUUAUCACAUCUGUCAUACGGAAUCUGCGCAUUGGGAUCGAAAGACUACCAGAAAUACUGUUUUUGCGGUCAUCAACUGGAUAAACUCUUCGUUCAGCACAAAUCAAAGAGAUUAAUAGAGAUGGUCGAACUCGAUUCAUCAUCUCCUGACCACGGAGAGUGUUUAUUUGAACUUUGGGCUGCAAAAUGCGGAACAAUGCUCGGAUUUAAGAUGCCAGACCUCGCAAUCAGUACAAACUACACAGUAAAGGUAUCAAAGAACCCAGAUGAUAUAAUACAUAAGGAGAAAGAACAACCAUUAGGUUACGAAUACGGAAUUUUAGUUACAUCUCAAGUAAUUACGCCAGAAGGCUUCGAACCAAAGAUGCACAAGUACCAGAUCAAGCUUCCACCUGGAGUUAUCUAUCAAACAGGCGAUUUGGUCGGAAUUCUCCCUGAAAAUGAUGAAGAUGCAGUAAAAGCGGUUUUGGAUGAACUCAAACUCGAUCCCGAUGAUAUAAUCACUGUAGAAUCGUCAAUGCCAGAAGGAUACAACAUAAUUCCGCCGAGAGUUACGAUGAAACAACUUUUCUCGCAAUAUCUCGAUUUGAAUGGAAUUCCGAGCCGUAAUCUUUUGAGAGCGUUUCGGCAGUUUUGCGACGAUCAGUUUGCUGUCGAACGUCUCGAUCGGCUUUUGAAUCCAAGCGAUUCAAGAUUAUUUGACGAGUUCGUAAAGGACAUAUCGAUAUCGGAAUUUAUUCUGGAGUAUUCCAGGCAUUGCAAGCCGCCGCUCGAUAUUCUCAUGUCUUGUAUUCCUCAUAUUUGGCCGAGGUUAUAUUGCAUCGCCAGUGCACCGACAAACUCUUCCGUGAUAGAUCUGAUCAUAAGCGACAGAAUAUUCGGAGAUGGUAACUCGAGAAACGGUCUUUGUACCUCAUAUCUCAAACGUAUCCCAGAAAUGUCCAAAAUCGCAUUGAAGACCCAACACGGAAUCUUCUAUUACCCCAAGAACGUCGAUACUCCAAUAAUUAUGGUAGCUAUCGGUUGCGGAAUUGCUCCAAUGAUGUCAAUGUUGCAACAUAGACAAGCAUUGAUAUACGAGGACAAGCUGAACAUCGGAAGCGCUUCCCUUUUCUUCGGAUGCAGAAACAAAGGAACGUAUCCUUACUUGGAUGAUGUUCUCAACAAUUUUGUGGAAAAUAAAUGUUUACAAAAUUUGUUUGUAGCGUAUUCAAGGGAAGGAACAACAAAUCCGUACGUUACUUCUGCAUUAAUGGACAGGAUGGAUGAGGUAUGGGAGAGCUGGAAGGAUCCAAACUGCGUAAUUAUGUACUGCGGACCACCAAUUGGAGUUCCCGACCAAAUUAAAACUAUAAUGGUCAGAAUUUCAAUGAAGAAGGGUGAAAUGUCAAGAGAAGAGGCUGAAAAGUUCUGCGCAUUACAUCCACAUUUGUUCGAAUCGUUUUAA
Messenger RNA from Trichomonas vaginalis G3, 3312 nucleotides. RefSeq names its product nitrate, formate, iron dehydrogenase. Gene Ontology annotation, cellular component: cytosol. Gene Ontology annotation, molecular function: NADPH-hemoprotein reductase activity; flavin adenine dinucleotide binding; FMN binding. The transcript has a single exon. The record is from RefSeq and is a predicted model, not a curated record. The coding region runs from base 1 to 3312 and encodes 1103 amino acids. Lineage: Eukaryota; Parabasalia; Trichomonadida; Trichomonadidae.